CCCAUGCCUAUAUAUAUAGAAAAAUCAUAAACUUGUAAUCACAGUCACAGAAAACAAUAUCACAUUUCAUUCUCUAUAUCAAAAAUGUAUGAACAAUCCAUCUCAGACUCCGACUUUGCUCUUCUUGAAUCGAUCCGCAGGCAUCUCCUCGACGAUUCUGACAUCUCGGAAAAUUUUCCGAUGAUGGGUCCAUGCAAUGCACCACUGGUUUAUGAUCUGAGUUCGAGUUUUACAGCUUGCCAAGCAAUGCAAUUAAAUGUAGAUGGCUCGUCGGAGAUGAUGAUUGCGUUUGGAGCAAAGGACGUUACGGAGGAAGAAGUGGUGGCGCGCGGGGUUCACGCGCCUCCCGAUUGGAGGAGGUAUAGAGGUGUGAGGAGACGGCCAUGGGGAAAGUUUGCAGCGGAGAUAAGGGACCCUAUGAGAAAAGGUAUUAGGGUUUGGCUCGGGACAUACGAGACACCUGAGGAUGCUGCAAUGGCUUAUGACCAAGCUGCAUUUAAAAUGCGAGGCUCCCGUGCUAAGCUUAAUUUUCCGCACCUUAUCGGCUCCGAUAAAUCUGAGCCGGUAAGAGUGAGUAUGAGGCAGCGGCGGUCACUAGAGGCUUCAUCAUCAUAUUCUUCGUCGGAAAGUGAUUCCCCAAAGCGGAGGAAAUGCGUGGUUGGGUAGCGCCGGCCGUGGUUAAAUCCGAGUUGCAUAGUAAUUGUGUUGGAAGUGAACACAUCAGUUACUUGUAAAUUCUUCAAUAAUAAAUCUAGCUAUCCCGGAGAACAAAACCAGAAUAUGCCUCAAAAUAUUGGAGUGUGUUAUGAGAAACGUGUAUUGAUGAAUUUGGAUCACAGAUUAAUAUUUUAAAGAUAAUUUAAAUAAAAUUCUGAAUUUAUAGCUUUA
Messenger RNA from Camellia sinensis, 888 nucleotides. Its product is annotated as ethylene-responsive transcription factor 1. Gene Ontology annotation, biological process: ethylene-activated signaling pathway; regulation of DNA-templated transcription. The record is from RefSeq and is a predicted model, not a curated record. Gene Ontology annotation, molecular function: DNA binding; DNA-binding transcription factor activity. Lineage: Eukaryota; Viridiplantae; Streptophyta; Magnoliopsida; Ericales; Theaceae.